This is a messenger RNA of Cheilinus undulatus (humphead wrasse), 1290 nucleotides long. RefSeq names its product SLAIN motif-containing protein-like. Gene Ontology annotation, biological process: positive regulation of microtubule polymerization; microtubule nucleation; cytoplasmic microtubule organization. Gene Ontology annotation, cellular component: microtubule plus-end. The coding region runs from base 1 to 1290 and encodes 429 amino acids. Lineage: Eukaryota; Metazoa; Chordata; Actinopteri; Labriformes; Labridae. The transcript is spliced from 8 exons. The record is from RefSeq and is a predicted model, not a curated record.
AUGGAGCUCCAUCAAGGCCCCAUGGAAAGUGAUUGGAGACAGUAUUUCUGCCAUCAGCCUCCAGUGGAGUUUGACACAACUUCAAACCUUCUUCGUCUCUGCAGUGAGUUAAAAAGCAGCUCUAUGACGCAGGAGGGAAACUCAGACCCAUACAGCAGCAUCUGGACACAGACAGAGCAACCAAACACAGAGAGUUGUUACAAUCGCUCGUAUGCCCUGGAUGCAAGGAUCAGACUGGAUAACUUGAAAGCAGGGUGCGAUCCAUCACAGUCUUCUGCUGCUGCGAAUGGGAUGUUGUACAACUAUAAUCGUCAAAAGGAUGCGUGGAAGAAGGGAGAGCCACAGGAACAAGAGUCAGCUUUAGAUUUGGUAGAGCUCCUUGAUGUAGUGGAGGAUGUGAAGGAUGAAGAGAGCUGGCUAUAUGAGUCUCCAAAAAAGCAUCAAUUUGAGGAGAAAAGCGAGUCUGCUCUCACAUGGUGUCGACAAGUUCUGGAUAACCCGAGUCCUGAGGUAGAAGCGGCAUGUCGUCAACUGAUAAAUCGACUGGAUGAAAGAUCAGGCAGACACUCCUACAAAUGUCCAACGAUUUUCCAACAUACUGCUGAUGUCUUUGUGGGCAAAACACAGGAUACCUCUGACAGUCAAGAUAACAAUGGGCUGACUAUCUCCAACGGCUUCACCACAAGCUACAGACUGCAAAACAUCACAGAUGUGCGCACUAUGGCUCGUUUACAGGAAGCCAGUUUAAGGCAGGACUUUGUUUCCAUGCCAGUUACAGCAUCACCCAGGAGGGGCCCUGAGUCACCCAUGAUGAUUCCAUCUUACUGUAACACUGCGCUAGAAAAUACUGAUGACUUCACUCCAGGAACUAAACAGGACUGCCAAAGUCCAAAACUGGCCAGGAUUCAACAACAAGUCACCCAGUUUAAGCUGCUGAAGCUGGCUCAGAAUCAAGCAGCAUCCUCAGACAGAACCAGGUCACCUCUACGGACCAGCCUCCGCUCUCUGCAGGCUGUCAGGAACAGCCGAAGUUUAGACACCGAAGACUACCAACCUGCUGACCAAAUCAGUCAUCCACCAUCAGCACCCACAAACUCCAAUGGCUUGGUGAAGUCGAAGGGUGACAUCACAGCUCGGAUAAAGAAGCUCCAGAGAUCUCAGUCAGCCAGCCCCUGCAGGAUCCCUCACCCCUCUAAGGGAUACUUUCUGCUUCGCGGACGUGUUUUUGCCUCACCCGAGAGACCAGUGACUUUAGCCUGGGGCAGAAAUGUUCCAUCCACUCGAAGUUGA